Messenger RNA from Closterium sp. NIES-65, 1737 nucleotides. Lineage: Eukaryota; Viridiplantae; Streptophyta; Zygnematophyceae; Desmidiales; Closteriaceae. The record is from the annotation of a GenBank genome assembly.
AUGGCGUGCGGCGUCUUCGCGCUGCUGACCGGCAUCUACCGCGUCGCAUUCACAUCGGACCAGAAGCGCGCAGACUUGCUCGAAUUCUCCAUGCAGGUGCUGCAGGCGGCCGGUACCGUCGCCGCGUUGCUCCUGCACCCCACGCGCCUCGUCUACCUCCUCCGUCUCGUCCGCUGGCGGCCGUCCGAUGUGAUCAGCCUGCGGAAAGUCUUCUCGCGAGGCGACGCGGCGGUGGCGAAGCCUCACGAACGUCGCCACAUGGCAGUGGUGAUCGGGUUACUCAACAUCGCGUGCGUGAGCCAGUACGGAAUCUUCCUCUGCCUCUGCCUGCACGCGCCCGCGGACCGCCGAAUCUUCCCCGUGCUUGUAUUUAUAUUCGGCGCGUUCGGCCUGGGCACUGUCGCGGGCGUUUACUUCCUGCUCUGCCCGCUCGGCCGCCAGCUUCAUGUUGAUGCCGCUCCGCCUGCGGCGCAUAAGCGUAGUGCGGGGACGGCGGACGGGGAUAACAGUACCGCGCGAGGAAGUCCGGCGGAGAAAGCCCGCACGUGCGGUUUGUGGGGAAUCAGCUCUCGGGGCAGAGGCGACGGCGGGGAGGAGCGGGGGACUGAGGGAAGCGAGCGGCGGGAGAGGGCGAGCGUGGUGAGAGCGCUGUUUCCGGACGAGGAGAGUGGCGAUGGCGAUAGUCCUGAGUGUGCUGGAGAAGACGGAAACAGUGACGACGCGGACAGUAGCAGCAGCAGCAGCGGCAGCGGGAGAGACGGCCGCAGCAGCAACAGCAACAGCAGCAGCAGCAGCAGCAGUGAGAUUAGCGGCAUUGGAGGCAGCUGCACCACUGACCGCUAUCGCCAUAUCCAACGCACUGAGAGUCACAUCGAAGCUUGUCCGCCGCUGGCCCUUCCCCCUGCUGCCCUGGGCCCCCACGCUUACCCCUCUUCCCCCUCUUCCCAGUCCUUCAGCGCGCUUUCGUGCCACCUCUGGUCGUCCCCUGACCAUCGUCCCUCACUCCGCCUCGGCUCCGCCCGCCUGCAGAGCUCGCACAGCCAGCGCAGCAGCAGCUGCCACGUGGACAAGCGCGCUGUGUGGCAGCCGCGUGCGUCAUGCGCAGGCGACAAUCAGGGCUCAAUGGCAGCGCAGGGAGCCGCUGUUACUAACGACGCACCCGAGUGGGCGGGGUCGCUGUGGGGGGUAGCAGACGACUGCGGAAUCGCUGCGCGCGUGGCGCUCUGCUGCCCGUGCGCCUUCGCGCGGCACCUGCACCGUGCGGGCUUCGGCCAUCCGUUCUUCCACGCGCUCAACCUGCUCCUCUUCCUGCUCGCCCCGCCGCUCGUCUUCACUGCAUCCGCGCGCUUCAUGACCAACCCCGCGCUGCAUGCGCUCACCGUGGCGUUCGGCGUGGCGGGGGCGCUCAUGGGGCUGCUGUACGGCGGGUACUGGCGGUGGAAGCUGCGGCGGACCUUCGACCUGCCUGCGCAGACAUGGGUGUGCGGACACAAGGCGUUCUCGGAUUUCGGCACAUGGGUUGCGUGCCCCUGCUGUGCGCUGUGCCAGGAGAUGCGCACCGUGAAGGCGUACGGGCUCAGGGUUGUCGCCCCAGAUGAUGCCCAGCUGGAGGUGAUUGUAACGGGGGGCAAGGGAGAAGCUAGGAGCAGCAGCAAGGGCCGGGCUGAGCGGGACAGUGGCCUGUUAAGCAUCGCCGUUGCUGCGACGCUCCGCAUCGCCCCUCGCUUUGGGGAAUAA